CAUCAAACAACAAAAUCACCAUCAUCGUCAUCGUCGUCAUCAUCAUCAACAACAACAAAAAAAGCCAAAAUAAAAGUCACAAAGACAACCUUGUAAGAAAUUUUAACCUUUGUAGGAAACAAAUGAACUCUCCCCUGCAACGCAUGCCACAAAUUAGAUUUAGAGGGCUAAUCAUUUAUUUCAUCAUAACCAUGACUUUACUUUACAUUUCAUACUCAAAUCUCCUGUUCAGCAAGAAAGACCGGAAAUCCUCGGAUAUAACUAUUGUCUCCAACAAAAUUGAAGCGCCACCCUUUAACCAUUCCUCCAACACCACCUCUUCCCAUGUCCAAAACCCAGCAGACCAAAAGCGACCAAACCUUGUUGAACCACCUCCUAGGAGAUACCUACGAUACGAUACUCAUCUCAAACACAUUGCCUUCGGGAUAGCAUCGUCUUCGAAUUUGUGGGAGAUCAGAAAAGAGUACAUUAAAACAUGGUGGAGGCCCAAAGAGACAAGAGGGGUGGUUUGGUUGGAUAAGAAAGUGGUAGCCAAGAAAGGUGAACGCCUACCAGAGAUUCGGGUAUCCGAGGAUACUUCUCAGUUUAAGUACUUAAACAAGGUAGGAUCUAGAUCGGCUUUGAGGAUCACAAGGGUGGUUUCCGAGACACUCAAGCUUGGGAUGACGGAUAUUAGGUGGUUCGUGAUGGGGGAUGAUGACACGAUUUUUAUUGUUGAAAACUUGGUACGGGUGCUCUCUAAAUAUGAUCAUACGCAGUAUUAUUACAUUGGGAGUGCAUCAGAGAGUCAUAUUCAGAACAUAUUGUUUUCAUAUUCCAUGGCAUAUGGAGGGGGUGGAUUUGCAAUAAGCUAUCCACUGGCAAAAGAACUGUCCAAGAUGCAGGACCAAUGCAUCCACCGAUACCCAGCAUUAUAUGGCAGUGAUGACAGGAUUCAGGCUUGCAUGGCUGAGCUUGGAGUGCCCCUUACCAGGGAGCUUGGCUUCCAUCAGUAUGAUGUGGUCGGAGACAUAUUAGGCCUCUUGGGAGCCCAUCCAGUGACUCCUUUGGUAUCACUUCACCACCUAGAUGUAGUGAAUCCUAUAUACCCGGGCAUGAAACGAGCCAAAGCUCUUGCACACAUGCUUGAAGCUGCCAAUGAGGACUCCGCGAGCUUAAUGCAACAAUCCAUCUGCUAUGAUUCAAAGCGAUACUGGUCGAUCACGGUGUCGUGGGGCUACGCGGUUCAAAUCUUGAGGGGAGUGAUGUCUCCCAGAGAGCUUGAGAUGCCGAGUAGAACAUUUUUUAGCUGGCACAAGCGAGCUGAUUACACUGCUUAUGCAUUUAACACUAGGCCUGUUGAAAGGCACCCUUGCCAAAGACCCUUUGUUUUCUACAUGUACAAGACUAAGACUGAACCUGAAACGAACCAAACAGUUGGCCUCUACUAUCGUCAUAGAACGCGCAGCCGAUAUUGCCGAUGGAAAAUGGCCUCACCAGAGGAACUCGAUUUUGUCGUAGUCAUAAAACAGCGAGAUGAAGAUCGAUGGCUCAAGGCGCCAAGGAGGGAUUGUUGCAGAGCUUUUCCAAAAAUUAAAAACAACACAAUGAUUUUAUAUGUGGGAAAUUGCAAAGACGGUGAGAUUAGUGAAUUUCAACCCAACAAGUUAUUGUGAUACUGUUAGGUCUUCUUUUUUAAUGAUUUUUAUCUUCUUUAAUUUUCUGUAUUUUUUUUAACCAUGGCCAAAUUAGGCAUACAACAAUCAGGAAUAAGAUAAUGCUAUGGUAUACUAAUCAGUGAAAUGAGCCAUACAUGAUUCAUGUUUUUUUUUUUCUCCCUUCAUGGUGUCUACAUAUGUAAUUUCAUACAAACAAAUGAACAGUUAUAUUCCAUGCUUUC
This is a messenger RNA of Gossypium arboreum, 1879 nucleotides long. RefSeq lists its product as uncharacterized. Gene Ontology annotation, molecular function: acetylglucosaminyltransferase activity. NCBI's taxonomy places the organism in Eukaryota, Viridiplantae, Streptophyta, Magnoliopsida, Malvales, Malvaceae. The transcript is spliced from 3 exons. Bases 123 to 1655 code for a protein of 510 amino acids. The record is from RefSeq and is a predicted model, not a curated record.